AGCUCGCCAUUCGCUAGCGACAAAUUCGGAGAACCCCGAGUUACUUCCCAUUUAUAGACACCCAAGACUAGAGACGCGUCUACCAGAGUCACUGAGCGUCGUGUAAGUAAAGCUUAAAUUAGAAAUCAUGGCCAAUGCAAAAAUUCGACUUCUUUACUUUGACGGCAAGGGCAGGGCAGAAUUAGCUCGACUUCUUUUGGCAGCCGGAGGUAAAAAAUACGAAGACGUCCGUUUUUCCAUGGAAGAUUGGCCUAAAUUUAAACCGUCAACUCCCUACGGCCAGGCACCUGCCUUAGAAGUCGACGGCGUCAUGUUUGCUGAGAGCAUCGCUAUCUCCUCGUUCUUAGCUCGCGAGUUCAACUUCUACGGGAAGAACAAUUUGGAAAAUUUCAAAAUUGAUGAACUGGUUCAGUUGUACAACGACUACUUCACAAAGGCGAUCGAUUUGAUGUUCCAUACAAACGAUACGGCGAAAAAGAACGAGGGCAUCAAGAAGUUCAAAGAGGAAGAUGCUCCAAGAUACUUGGGGUUUCUCGAGGCAAAUCUCAAAAAGAACGGGACAGGCUACUUUGUGGGAGACAGCAUCACUUUAGCUGAUAUCUUAGCCUUAGAUCUGAACACAGGCACAAUGAACUCGCUCUUGGAAAUAACAGACAACUACCCGUUGCUGAAGAAGAAUCUGGAACUCGUGAAAGGACAAGACAAGAUAGCAGCCUACCUGGCCAGCCGAAAACAAACAGAAUGGUAGGAACCAGAUUUGUUGUUGAACGCCAACAUUUAUUUGACACGUGUUUCAACAAUGGUUGCUUAUAUUAACUAUAGUUCAAGCUGUACCGCUAACUCUAACUCACAAGGCUAUCAACAUUCAUCUUUCUUGCUAAAGUGUGGAGGGAGU
Molecule: messenger RNA, 895 nt
Organism: Physella acuta
Lineage: Eukaryota; Metazoa; Mollusca; Gastropoda; Physidae
Product: S-crystallin SL11-like
Biological process (GO): glutathione metabolic process
Molecular function (GO): glutathione transferase activity
Source: RefSeq, a predicted model, not a curated record